AUGAAAUCUCGUACAAAAUACUCGCAGCUCGCCUAUUGGCAUCAACCUAUCGAUCAAAAGAUCGACCAACAAAAAACAGAACACGAUUGGAAAGAUGGAGACAUUGCCUUUCUUAAAGACGCGAAUGAAUUCACACGAGAUGAAUACAACGACUUAAUAAGAAGCGGUUAUCUACACUUUAAAGCAACAAAACACCCAGUUAUCAUUCUAGAGCACUCGAAUGAUCACAAGCACUUCCUUAUCACCACUGUAUCCGCUUACAGCUCUGGGAGGGAAAACAACUAUCUCCCACCAUGGAAACAAUUCCACCACAAGUGCAAACCUCGCGAAGCCUUUCGCGCAUUUUCUGGCUCGGCGAAACCAUCAUACCACCAAAAUUACCUCCAGAUCGCCGAUGGAGGAAGUUUCCCAAAGCCUGAGACAUCUUGGGUUUAUAUGCCCGCAACAUUUGUUGUCCCCUCGUCGGCACUUAAGGAGUUCGACAAGACCCCCGAAAGAUUGCGCAUGACAAAGGAGAGUCUAGAUGAUCUCCUUUACGACAUGGCGAAAAAUGCGCGCUUCGCUACCCGUUGGACAAACCCUCAUGUCCUCAGACUGUUGAGGUCUAAAGCGCCACAAAACCAAAAAUGCUGGCAAAACUAUAACAGAUGGGGACCCUAG
Messenger RNA from Annulohypoxylon maeteangense, 660 nucleotides. RefSeq lists its product as uncharacterized. Bases 1 to 660 code for a protein of 219 amino acids. The record is from RefSeq and is a predicted model, not a curated record. The transcript has a single exon. Lineage: Eukaryota; Fungi; Ascomycota; Sordariomycetes; Xylariales; Hypoxylaceae.